Fusarium oxysporum Fo47 is the source of this 1820-nucleotide messenger RNA. Its product is annotated as nucleic acid/nucleotide deaminase domain-containing protein. The transcript is spliced from 2 exons. NCBI's taxonomy places the organism in Eukaryota, Fungi, Ascomycota, Sordariomycetes, Hypocreales, Nectriaceae. Bases 85 to 1629 code for a protein of 514 amino acids. The record is from RefSeq and is a predicted model, not a curated record.
GUUUCAUCCCUUUUUACAACAACUCUUGCAUUGUUAAGAUAACCUGGUCCUCUAGUGGCUAUUACAACAAAUCCUGCAAUCAACAUGGGUAUCGGACCACCACGUUUAGACAAGUACAUGAGAAUCCUCUCUCGACUCUUUGAGUUCCUUGCCCUCUUUCAUAUCCUUAAAAGAGCCAACGGUCCCCAUACCGCCGUCUCCCGGCCCCCUACAGACCUGCAAAGCGCAAGACGAAGGUUUCUUUCAAGUUUAUGCUUUUUUUGCGACUACCAAAAAGGCGGCAAAACAACAACUUCAAUAGCUCUUGAGUCUCGGGACAACGGUGUUGUAUUUUGGAUUGCAUCGAACGUGUCGCCAAAUGAUAGCGUUGUCGCGUUUCUGUCUACUGUCUUAGAAGAUUUACGAAGAGAACCAAACUCUACGGAGACAGAAAGACAAACGCUGAUAGCAAUGUUAACAGUUAGAUCCAUCCAAUUUUCUGCUUCAAGGUUAAGAAAAGAACGUGGAAUGCUAAAUCGGGCUACGCGUUUCUGCGAGACUUACUUAACAGCCAAUCUCGACACUAUACAGACACCUGGUGAGACAGAAGUGGUCACAAAGAGACAUUCAGCUGACAAGCAAGUAGGAGUUGCCGCUCUACUAGACUGGUUACCCCAAUUCUCCUCUGACACAACCGACCCUCUAAUCCUUUGUCGAGCUGCUUACAAUGCUCGCCACGCUCCUCAGAUAGCAACAUUAGAGGCUCUACGACAGGAGCUGAUAGUGGCUCCACAAGGAACAGCAGAAUCAUUUCGUUCUGUCAAGCAUCUCGUUGGCCGUCUAGCUGAGAAGAUUCGUACACCUGCCAAUCUCGUUAAUGACUCGCUAUUACUGAGACCUCUUCUGGACUCCUACGAAAUCAGAAGAGUAGAAGCCCCAGUCGCAGCAAAGAUACCUAUGACAGAUGGCUUAAGAAACUUGGAUUCAAUAAUCAGAAGAAUGCUUCCUGCUGACGAUCCACGCCUAGAGGACCUGCAAGUCUAUCUAGGGCAAUUGGAUGGCUCAUUGGGGCUUGAAGAUGCGAUCAGGGCUAUAUCUGACGACGAGGAAAGACAGCACAAUGUCCACGCGGAAAUCCAAAUGCUCGAAGAAUUUCAUCGAAAUCAACGCAAAUUUGUGGCACAUGAUCGUUACAUAGCCUGCAGCAAGCUUGCAUGCUUCUGCUGCAAAUUAUACUUCAAAUGGCAUCCUGGUAGAUUUGUGGAGCCCGAAUGUCAUCAAAAGACAUAUCUCAACUGGCGUCCUAUCGAUCUACCUGAGCGCGUGGAGAGCGAGUACUGGCCAGAUCAACGCCGUGUUUUGGCAAACCUUAGCAAAGAGCUGAGCAACCUUGUCGAGGAGCAGAUUAUUGCCCAACAACAGCCAACCCCAUGGCAUCCAGACUCAAUAACGAACAUCACCGCGGUCAUGGGAUCUGUCGCAAUUUCUGAAGUUGGAGAAGUGUUUGAGAGCGGUGAUGGAGAAAGUGAUGAAGUUACAGAUUCCGAUUCACUGGCGCAUCUCAAUGAUGAUGAGACUGUUGAUAACACUGAUAAUGAGUCUGGAGAGAGUGACGAGGAAUCGGAUGGAGGUGUAGGUUUGGGUUAUUGACUUAAUUGGAGAAGGCAUCAACCAAAGUGGAGGUCAUAAUCCCUGCCUCGCACUUCAGGUAACCCGAUUAGUGAAGGGGUUGUUUACUCAAGGCUGCCAAUGAUGGAUCAAUGGACGAUUGAGGCAUAUAGUUAUCUUGGUAUGCAUUUUCAACGAAAGUUUGUAGCUAAGACUUCUGCUUUCUGCUUUUC